Orcinus orca (killer whale) is the source of this 6787-nucleotide messenger RNA. It is a transcript of the gene GABPB2, whose product is annotated as GA binding protein transcription factor subunit beta 2. Gene Ontology annotation, molecular function: protein binding; transcription cis-regulatory region binding. Lineage: Eukaryota; Metazoa; Chordata; Mammalia; Artiodactyla; Delphinidae. Gene Ontology annotation, cellular component: nucleus. The coding region runs from base 655 to 1998 and encodes 447 amino acids. Gene Ontology annotation, biological process: positive regulation of transcription by RNA polymerase II. The record is from RefSeq and is a predicted model, not a curated record. The transcript is spliced from 9 exons.
UCAAUUCAUCCGCAAAGCCAGCAAUGUCCCAAACAUCUUCACCCGAGGUUGAGACAGAGAAAUAGGGUUUUCUCAUCAACCCUAAGGGUAGCCCCCUAAAAACAAGCAAGAGAGAGCAGGCCCGAUGCAAAAUCCGAUUUCUCAGCGGUUUGCGGGGCUCUUGGCGCCAAAACAAACCAUCGGGUCCGUCCCCUGCCGGAACUAUAAGACACGUAAUCGAUAAUACUCCGCCUCGCUAAAUAGUCCUGUCUAAAAUGUCUCGGAUACACACUAUUUUACCUCAAAGCGCUUCCGGGAAUAGAAAAUGAGGCUCUGGGGUACAUCACCCUUCUGUUUGAAUGCAAAUGUGGCUUUUCUAAUCAUUUUUUCUUCAUAGAUUCCUCCGCCAGAAAUUAUAUUCGCCGUAUUCACUUCCGGGUCCGCCAUUUUGCUGCCUCCAUUUCUCCGCGAGGGGGGGUUAAAGGCCCCCAAAAUAUGCAUAUGUGAAAAGGUCAAAAAGUAACCGUCAGUGACAGGGAGUCUUAACUAGAGAAGGAAACAGGACCAAACUGGCGGGCUCGGUGAAAACACAGCCGGCAACGUCCCGGACGAGGAGGCAGCUUUCCUUGUGUUUGAGUGACAGCUUCCCAAAAAUUUGUGUUCCUAUGCAUAAAGAUGUCUUUGGUGGACUUGGGGAAGAGGUUGCUAGAAGCAGCAAGAAAAGGCCAAGAUGAUGAAGUGAGAACAUUGAUGGCAAAUGGUGCCCCAUUCACCACAGACUGGCUUGGAACAUCACCCCUCCACCUUGCAGCCCAGUAUGGUCAUUAUUCCACAGCAGAAGUGCUCCUUCGAGCAGGCGUUAGCAGGGAUGCCCGGACCAAAGUGGACAGGACCCCCUUGCACAUGGCUGCAGCUGAUGGACAUGCACACAUCGUGGAACUACUUGUUAGGAAUGGUGCAGAUGUGAAUGCCAAGGACAUGCUGAAGAUGACAGCUUUGCACUGGGCCACAGAGCACCACCAUCGAGAUGUUGUAGAGCUACUUAUCAAAUAUGGAGCUGAUGUCCAUGCUUUCAGCAAGUUUGAUAAAUCUGCCUUUGACAUAGCCCUGGAGAAAAACAAUGCUGAGAUUCUGGUCAUCCUUCAGGAAGCAAUGCAGAAUCAGGUGAAUGCUAAUCCUGAGAGAGCCAACCCUGUGACUAUGGGUACCCCAUUCAUCUUCACGUCAGGAGAAGUUGUCAACCUCGCAAGCCUUGUUUCUUCAGCCAGCACCAAAACAACCUCAGGUGACCCCCAUGCCUCCUCAACAGUACACUUCUCAAAUUCUACCACCUCAGUGCUGGCCACCCUUGCAGCUCUUGCUGAGGCAUCAGCCCCCCUCUGCAACUCACACAGAGCCACAGCUAAUUCAGAGGAAAUCAUAGAAGGAAAUUCUGUUGACUCAUCAAUCCAGCAAGUGGUGGGGAGUGGAGGCCAGAGGGUCAUCACCAUAGUGACUGAUGGAGUCCCUCUGGGUAAUAUCCAAACUGCAAUCCCUACUGGAGGCAUUGGCCAGCCAUUUAUUGUAACUAUGCAAGAUGGACAGCAAGUUUUAACUGUACCUGCUGGUCAGGUUGCAGAGGAGACUGUCAUUGAAGAAGAGGCAGAAGAAGCAGAGAAAUUGCCACUGACUAAGAAACCAAGGAUAGAAGAGAUGACAGACAGUGUGGAGGAAAGCAAGGAAGGCACUGAAAGAGAGCUACUUCAGCAGCAACUCCAGGAGGCUAAUCGAAGAGCCCAGGAAUACCGACACCAGCUCCUAAAGAAAGAGCAGGAGGCAGAACAGUACCGCCUCAAGCUAGAGGCCAUGGCCCGACAACAGCCCAAUGGAGUUGAUUUCACCAUGGUUGAAGAGGUGGCUGAGGUAGAUGCUGUAGUAGUUACAGAGGGGGAGAUGGAGGAGAGAGAGACAGAAGUGACUGGGGCAGUAGGGACCACAGAGCCUCAUACUGGAGUUUCCAUGGAAACUGUUUCAACUUAAUGUGCAAGGGCCACAGCUUGUGCUGUGUCUAUCUUUUUCCUCUUUUUAAAAGAAAAUACAAAGGACAAACAUUGUAUAAAAAUUAAGAAUGUCCUAAAGAAGAAAACUAUAGCAGGGUACAGAGUUUGGGCUCAGGAAGGCUCUCUAUGCAACUGGAAAAUUCAAAGCCAAAUUUAGGGAACAAGUCUUCUGAGGGACCAAAAGAAUAAGGACCAAAUUUCUCAGCUCACUUCAUUGCUUGAAGCAUAGAGGUAAAAGAAUGCUGGAUGUUGCAGAUUGAUUGUUUUUUAAAUAACUGACUUUCUAUGAAAAGAUUUUAAAAUAAUAUUCCUAAUAUGGACACACCCAGAGCCUUUAAUAUUAUAGUUGUACCAUCAAGUGACCUGAAACUGCCUUAGAUUUAUGAUGUGUACCUGUUAGAGGAGAAACCUAAUUGGAAGGAGGGAUUAGAUGCAAGUUUUGGGGAAGAGAAAGAAAUAUAUUCCACUUCCAAAGGAGUAGGCAGGCACUUCUUACUAUCCUGAGUUAAUUUCACUGAAAAGAAAUGUGUGAUUGCCUGACUAAAUUUGCAUCCAUUGUGUGUCCAUAGCUCAGAUGCCAGUUUAAGAAACUGAAAUAGAAUUUUUAAAAACUGGAAAGGAGACAAGUGUAUAUAAAUCCAAAAUCCUCCAGGCUGUGCCUCUACAAUGCUGGAAAGUGGCCAGAAAGAGGCUCGUGGGGUUAGGAAACAAUCUGGUCCUGAGAUACCAACUUUGCUCUGGCUGGAUUUUAUGAAAUCGCAAUCAGGAGGGUAGUCUGUUGUCAGAACAACUUGCUUCCAACCAUUUAUUUAUGUAAUACCAAGCUUUAAUAUCAACUUUUUAAUUUUAUAAAACUUUGUUGAGUUUUCUAAGUGUGCCUUUCUGUGGAACUUACAUGGUAUCCUCUCAUAUGCAAGAAAAGACAGGGGGAGAGAUGAAUGCUGAGGAUGUUGUAGAGCUUUCUCCAUCUGAUUUGGGUUGAGUAAAUUGCUCUAUUUCCUUAAGGUUGGGCCUUGUGCAGAGCUUUUGUGCCUUAUAGUUGCUCAGUGUGUGCUGGCAAAGGGAGUGAGAACUACCAGUGCCGUAAUGUAAGGAACCAAAGAUUCUGACCAGAUGCUUCGUCACCUGACUCUCUUCUCUCCCACUAUGCCUGCUCCCUUUGCCUAUAUACUUUUGAAAGUGUUUCAUUGCUGGGAUUUCUUGGAGUUUUUUUAAAAAAGGGAAUACGGAUGGAGAGAGAGGGGUUAUGGAGAGGUCAUCAUCCUGGACUUGCUUGCUUGCUUUGUUGUAAAUUAAAAGCAACCAGAGGGAGCUGUGCCAAGUAAACAUUUGAAUGACUGUUUAGAAUAUGGUUUUCUUAAUUAGCAAUCAUGGGGAAAACAUACAUUUUUAAUUUGGAAUAAAAUGUGACAGUUAACAUGGUUCUGUUUACCUUGAUUAGUGAAGUAAUUUGCUGCAGUUUUCCAGAGGUGCAGAAUCAUUUGGGGCUUAAAAUAGACUGAAAACGUAACUCCCCAAACCAAAUUUAACAAACAGAAUUGGCUAUUAGAGGUUUAUAGACAAAAAUAUCAGUUUUGAAAUUAAUCUUGGCUACGGGCCAGCAUAGCUAGGUUUUCUCCAUGGACCAAGUACUAAGCACUUCCCAGAUGAUCAGAGAUUAGUCUGCACUGUUGGGGAUGAUGGAGAAAUGCAGUGGAGCAGCCUAGGUAAGGGAGAGGGUAAAAUUGUGGUAUCUGCUGUCAAGUCGUCCUAUUUCUGUUUGCAAUAUUUUUCCUUUUUCUGAGUCCCUUUGUGAAUCAGGUGCUAACAAUAAGCUGCUAUUGUGUGCCAUUUCAAAGCUUUAGCUUAACUAUAGAGGGACCAAGUGUUAUUUUAGAUGUGUUUUGUGUGUGUUCUUGGUGCAUACAUUGACUUUAAUUCCUUCUUUUAUUCUUUCCUGUUCAGGGAGUGGAGGUUAACUGUGUAGAAAAUAUGCAGGCCCAACCACCUCACUCUCUGAGGUAGCUUCUUAUUGAGGGUGGGGAGUUUCCAUCCAACACUCUCUUCUGAGCAUACAGAGUACCUACUGUUUGGGGGAACUGUUUAGAGUUUCUUAUUAUUCUGUUUUUGUAAGAGCCUAUCAUUCCCACCCAGUAAAAUAUCUAAUACAGCCCAAGUCAUUUUUGAUGCUGGGCUCUCUGAGAUAGGGAGUUAAAGGGGGGGUUGGGAUAGGGGGAGAGAGGAGGGAAAUGUCUAGAAAGGGGUGGGUAGCAAAAGGGCAUUUGUUUUUAUUUACUUGGAAUAGACCUUUUAGCAUCCCAGAGAAGGGCUUGAUCUCUAAUUGUAUUGCCAUAGAGAGAAUGGUAGGUCAGGAUCCCUUGAAGUAGUUAGAUUAAAUAUUAAAGACAUGAAUGGCCGUACCAUUGUAUGAUUUUGCAUAUUUUUCUGGAUCAGCCGUGGAAGUUGGAAAAAUGUUCCCAAAUCUUCUGGGUUUGGGGAUUCCAACUGGCUUAUUGGUAAGGUUGGAUUACAGAGAAUCAAACAGACAAGUGGUUCAGAGAUGGUACUUGAGCAGGAGAAACCUGAAGCCUAGGAUGAUUGCCUACUUUAAAAUAAAGCUGCUUUAAUAAUAUCAGUAUUAAUAUAGGAAUAUUAGACCCUACAUUUACAUUUUGGUUUUAAGCUUUCCCCUAAAAAGGAGAAAGAAAUAAAUCUUAAUAUUUCUGUUCUUGUUCCUGGUUUCAGGGAAAUUACUUACAAAUGUAUAAAUGUACAUUCCCUUCCUAUCACUACCUCUGUGGGAUCCCUUAAUUGUAAUGCCAGAGUUGAGGUCUCUUAAUUGAAAUAUGGGAGAACUUGGCUUUAGGUUUUCUGUAUAUUGAACUCAGCACCUUAAAAGAUGUUCUUUUUCUCUGUCAGAUCUGUGUUUCAUAAUUUUUGCCUUUGCCUCUCCCCCUUUUUCAGCCUUAGCACUGCAUUAUUAAAUGUUUGUGUCUGCUCAGUAAUAUUAGAAAUCUGUGGCAUGCAAAAUGACUUUUUUUAUAUUGCUGUAAAAGAAAUGAAUUUAACAGAGGGCUUUCCAGUUGAAGUUAGGUAUUUUGUGACCAGGGCAUUUUUAACACCCCUUUGCUGCACGUAUAUAUUGUGUACAUUUAUAAACACAUAUGAAUUUUCCCACUUUUCUCUUUGUUUAUUUGAGGUUCAAAUCUAAAGUACCUGGUAAAAGCUGAAAAUAUUUUUAUUUCAUUAAAAACAUUAGAGAGCGUUUCUUUCAAUUGAGUAAAGACACUGAGGAAGAAAAAGCAAGCAUUUCUUUGGCCCUUUUUCCGAGGCAUGCUCAACUGGCAGUAAUAAGAAACCUGAGGAGUGAGGCCCUAGGGAGAGCUAGUACCAAGCUUUGCAGAGAUUUCUUUAGCAUACAGUGUGAUGACAUUGGUAAACUGAAAGAUUCAGAGCAGGGUCAGGGGUAGAGAUGGAGCUGCCUUUCCACAGAGCAAACCUCCUUUCAGCUCCUAUGGUAGCUGUUUUGACUGGCAUUUGUAUAAUUUCUUACACCUCUGAAAAGGAAAGAAACCCUAGAUAAAGUUCCAUGGCAGAAGGAGCAGACAUUCUAUACAUCUGCUUCCCAGUUUAGGCAUCUCGGCCUUUUAAGGAAUGAUCAUUUUGAGAAAGACUUCUGUGGCUCUUUUCCUAACAAACAACAUUAUAGACCCUCAGAGCUAGAAGACAUGAGGCAUGUAGUGAACUAUUCCCAGAAGUUUAAUAUUGAGUGGGAAUCGGUUUUUGUCCAGAUUUGUUGGAGAAUGGCCUCCUGUUCUCUACUUGUUAUAUAGACAUCUCUGUAUGGCCAGAAAAGGAGCUUUAGAAUGGAAUACAUUUUAAGACCGCCUAUGUGCUGCUCUAGGCUCUUAUCUAUUUCCACUUUAUGUGAUAUUUUCCCCUUCUGAGUUAGUACUCUAUUUCCCAUGCCAGUAUAUUUAACAAGAGACCAGGAGCAAGAAGGAUGUAAAUUCAAAUUAAGUAGCUUUGAACCUCUGGUGCUGCCUUUUUUUUUUUUUUUUAAGGCUCUCUUAAGAUUAGGAGGUGGGGUGAUAUCCCUAGACUCCAGACUACUACAUAGCAAUUUGGCUUGUUAAUGGCAGGAAAUUGUGAUUCCCUGUCUCUCUCCUCCCCUUUCCCCUCUAACUACUUCUGCCUCUGUGACCCCAUUGUUCUUAUCUCACUGAGUCUUUCCCAGGCACUAGAAUUUAAUUAAUAGGUCAUUUCUAAUCUAUGCGCCUUGUCUUUCCUCCUUCUGUCCCCUCCUUCCCUACCACAUAUUUUCUGUUUAUUCUUAAGUGAUUUGUUUCUGAGAAUUAAUCUAGGUCAUACCCUAUAUCUUGUGCUUCCUAGUUGGUCUCAGGCAUCUUGCUCUAUCAACAGUAAUGAUAGCAGCAGCUCCCUUCUCUGGCUUUGCCCUGUGUACUGUCCUUCUGCCAAGGCCAUUUGUGUUGGGGGGGAGCAGAGACAGGGUAGGUGGGGUGCCUAGCUUCUUCUCAAAACAUCUUCAGUUUUUUGGGUUGUCUGACAGCUUUAUGUACAGUAUGUUUUAAGAAAACUUAAGUAUAAUUCUCUUUUUUAUUUAGGAUUUUAAUUAAAUAGGGUUUGAUUCCGAUGAGCAAGUUUGUGUGUGUGUGUGUGUGAGCAUUUGUGUGUAUGUACACCUAUACAGAUCUAUAUUAUAUAUACAAUUUUUGUACUAUCAUUUAAAAUAAAAAAAUGUUUCUUACUAAAAUGCCAAAGUCUUACCA